Molecule: messenger RNA, 4213 nt
Organism: Ctenocephalides felis (cat flea)
Lineage: Eukaryota; Metazoa; Arthropoda; Insecta; Siphonaptera; Pulicidae
Product: SLIT-ROBO Rho GTPase-activating protein 1-like
Exons: 17
Coding region: 454-4059 (1201 amino acids)
Biological process (GO): signal transduction; negative regulation of cell migration
Cellular component (GO): cytoplasm
Molecular function (GO): protein binding
Source: RefSeq, a predicted model, not a curated record
GCUAUUCAGUGCAGACUCAGCCCGCACACUACUCGUUCGCGCUAGGUAGUUGCAAAGCAUUCAUUGCGGAGUACGGUCGCUCGCCUCUCUGCAUCACACCGUAAACAAAAAAAAUCAGUGCAUCUGUGUUUCAUUUCAAAUGACUGUGAAAGAGUUUUAAUAAUUGUGAUCAAGUGCAUGAUGCUAAAUUUAAUUGAAUUAGUGAACGCUCGCUUGUUCGAUAGUUCUGCGGAUUGCCAAUAAACAUUUGUGUGACAAUAUUAAUUUAAUAUGUAACGAAUCUCUAUUGAGUAACAAUGGACAGAUUAACCGGACUGCUCGUCCUUUCAAGUGAUUUGAAUGAAAACUAAAUAAUAUCAUAGUGAUGACAGUUACAAAGUGUUAGUUUUGCUGAAGCAAGUGCAUGUGAUUAAAUUUUACGCCACUGGUUAAAAUAUAAAAAGAACAAUCAACAUGCGCGGGGUACUACUGUCCAGCGGGUCCAGUAGUGAUCAAGAAAGGACCAGCAAAGAUAUUCGACUACAAUUGAACGAACAAUUACGAUGUCUCGACGUCCGCAUGGAAGCACAAGUCGGGCUGGUCGCAGAGUUACAAGACUUCUUCAGGAAACGCGCUGAAGCAGAGCUGGACUAUAGCAAAAGCUUAGAUAAAUUGGCCAAAUCACUCCAACUGAGGCAUAGAGAACAAAAACAAAAGCGCGAACAAUGGCCUUUGUUCAGCAGUUACUCUUGUUGGCAGCGUCUGGUCGAACAAACUCGAUCUCUAAGUCGCGACCAUGCAGCAUUAGCAGAGGUUUAUUCGGCACAUCUUGUCCAGAGGCUCCAGCAGGUUGCCGAAGACGUGCAGCGUAUAUACAGACGCUGUCGCGAAAUCGGCUACGAGACGCAUGAAGAAAUAUUGCGUGUGCUGCAGGAGUUACAUGCAACUAUGAAAACUUACCACGGUUACCAGGGCGAAUGUAGAGCCGCGGAAGGUAAACUGCGCGCGGCUCGAAAUCAGCAGGCCAAGCUGGAGCAAGCCGUGCCCAAGGAGAAGCUCGAACGGAGCAAGAAGUAUAGACUGAUUGAAAAAGAAGUUUCUAAGCGCAAAAGCAAGUACGCCGAUGCUCGAUUGAAAGCAUUGAAAGCGCGGAAUGAGUAUCUGCUUUGCCUCGAAGCUUCUAAUACAACAAUCCAUAAAUAUUUUGUGGAUGAUCUCUCUGAUCUUAUAGAUUGCAUGGAUAUCGGCUUCCAUAGCUGUGUGUCCCGAGCGCUUCUCAUGCACGUUUCUGCCGAGAACGGUCGAGGCAGGGCAGUGCAGACCGGAGCCGAACAACUGGCUCAGCAAGUUCAGGCCUUGGAUUCGCGUGCCGACAAACAGCGCUUCUUGGAGGCGAAUCAUCAAGCUUUCAUGAUACCCAAAAAGCUUGAAUUUCAAGGGCAACGUGCGGAUGAUAUCGCCAAUUCACCUGCACAGGAAUCUGAAGUCGAGCUUCAGAAGGCUCUUCGCGUAGAUAUGGAUAAUCGUUUGGAGCAAUUACGCCAAAGAUUAUCUAAUUUACGUAUGGAAUCUGAAGAAGUAUGGAAAACCCUUGAGACUGCUGAAACCUCUUUAUUAGGAAUGCUUAACGCUAAAGAUUAUGAAUGCUCUGACAUGUUCGGAGAUGGUGCUUCAACUAACCCCAAACCGCCAGAGUUAACUAUUAUGAAAGCAAGAGCGGAUCGACAAGAAACCGAAGAUUUUUAUUUGACGAAAUUCCGUGAGUACCUUCUUGGAACAUCUCGGAUAGCGAGGCUGGAUUCAAAACAUGAAUAUUUGCGGCAAGCGUUGCAAUCAGAGGCAUCUGAAGACGCCAUGGCUUCUCUUAAUACGUCGGUCGGUGGUGGACCUGGUAAGCCUCGACGCAAGCGUAUCGGCCGGCGUUAUCAGUCCGGACAACCAAAGCUAUUUGGAGGAUCGCUGGAAGAGUAUCUCGAAGCUACGAAUCAAGAAAUACCACUUAUUAUGAAGAGUUCUAUUAGGAUCAUUAAUUUGUAUGGUCUGCAUCACCAGGGUAUUUUUCGUGUUUCUGGAUCGCAGGUAGAAAUUAACAAUUUUCGAGAAAACUUUGAGCGCGGUGAAGAUCCAUUGGCUGAUAUGACUGACGCCAGCGACAUCAACAGCGUGGCCGGCGUUUUAAAGUUGUAUUUAAGGGAAUUGCGAGAACCGCUCUUCCCUAUCAUUUACUUUGAUCAUUUGAUGGAACUGGCCCGUGAGUUAAACGAAUUAGAAAGCAAACACGACUUUGUGAUAAAAAUGAAAGAUUUCAUUGCAAAUCUUCCAAGGCCAGUUGUGAUUGUUAUGCGUUACUUAUUUGCAUUUUUAAAUCAUCUUUCGGAAUACUGUGAUGAAAACAUGAUGGACCCAUACAAUUUAGCUAUUUGUUUUGGACCGACAUUAGUUCCGGUACCAGAUGAUAGAGAUUUAGUUCAAUUCCAGAAUUUAGUUAAUGAACUCAUUAAGAAUAUUAUUGUCUUCUAUGAAGAUCUAUUUCCCAAAGAUGGCGGCAUUUUAUACGAGAAAUAUAUAUCAAAGGAACCAGAUGAUCAGGAUGUUGGUGAUUCGCCUAUUGAUCAUAUUCAAGAAGAUAUGGAUUCAGAAGUAUUUCCUUCUGAAGAUGAAUGCGAUUCAUUAGAAGCUACAGCACAGUUCGAUUUUAUAGCUCGUUCGGAUAGAGAGCUGUCCUUACGGCGAGGACAGCAUGUCACAUUAUUUUCACAAGUGAGCAACGACUGGUGGAGAGGAGCUGUCGGAGGCAAGGAAGGGUUGAUUCCAGAUAAAUACAUUUCCAUUAAAAUAAAGGGCGAAGAAAACAAAACGGACCCUUUAAAAUCGUCCUCCAGCGAGGAAUCGAUGCGCCGCCGUGGCAGUUCGGAUGCAUCGUCUCACCUUAAACUGCACACCUUGAAUUCCAUGCAAAUGGACUCGCCCUCCAGCCUGGAUACGGCGACUCCUUCGCCCACUCUAUCUGAUCCUGCAUCUUUACCAGGAGCGUCAUCGGCACCUUGGACACUCCAUCGCGAGAAAUCAUCACUCGGAUCGCCACGAUUACAAAUUCGGAAAAGUCUACCAAGCACGAAUUCUGAAGAUCUCGAUAAACCCAAGUGUAUAGAUCAAAAGCCGCCUCCAAUUUACGCGGAGCCCCACAAACCGAAUCAUUCAGCAAUAGUGGAUAAAACGAACAUGGAAUCGACGUUAGUUGUGGAAAUAGAAACCCGCGAGAACGGCUGCGUCAGUAGCUCAGAUGUUGUUGACGCGGGAAAUGAUAAUGGCAUUACAUCUCCAUCCCCUACAACAAGCGAUCCUGGCGAUCUGGAUGACGCUACUGUAGAGAUGAGAAGAAAAACCCAUACGAAAUCUCAGAGCAUCAGCGAUGCUCGUCUUAUUGCUGAAAUCGAUGAGAACAACGUCAGCUUCAAUCAGAAUCGAGAGCUUUGGCAAAUGCGUGCAAGUUCACAAUCUUCUCACGGUUUGAACAAGACAUUCCCAAUACGUCACGCCGAAUCUUGGGGACCAAAACGCACGGCUCCUGAUUUGGUAAUGGAUUUACCGCUAACAGGCACUACUAGUCCUAAAGACAACAAUAAGAAGACGCUCAGCGCUUCCACCGGAUCCUUAAGCGAUCACUCGUCUAGCGAGGAAGAUACGACCAGCAUUUGCACCGUCAAGAUUCUAGAAAGUCCUGACAUGAGCACGGCGGCUGAACGAUUUGCAAAACAAAAUCAAUGCACUUUAAAAAAGAAUACGAAAACUCUAGAGAAACCGAGGGCAGAAGUGAAACCGGUUGCCGUGUUGACUUGCGAAGAUCCAAGUAGAAGUUUGGAAGGCAAGAUAAGUCCUGUACCUCCGCACAACACGCAGAAAUUUGUGAACAAAUUUGCUGACUUGCACUUGACUGGUGGCAGCGCGAUGUCCGUAAGUUCCACUUUCAAACCUCAGUUGAAAGUAAAACCUCAUGUUCUAAGAAAACCUAUGGUGAUGUCGAUGCCUCAGGUUCAAAGUUCGCCUGAGCUGUCAAGAAAAGCGAACAAUCAAGACUAAAAUAUAUUAUCAUAAAAUUAGUACUUAGAUUGACAGAUUUUAUUUUAAUAACGUUUUUACAGUAGUAUACUCUAAGUGACUGAAUACAUAAAUUAUCAAAGUUUUGAUAUUUUUUCAAAAAAAAUGUUGAUAUUAUAUUAUAUAUUAUUUCCAU